GCUCGGGCUGGCUCGUUUAACGACACGGCAAGUGCAAGGAGAUUAGAUCUGCUGCGCACAGCGGAUGGCUUCACAUAAAGAGCGCGAGGCAGGCGUGCCAGACCCCACCCACUGACAACGACCCACUUACACCAUGGCAGCAGCAGCAUACACCAAGACCAUCCUCAUCACGGGCGGCGGGAGCGGCAUCGGGCUCGAGGCGGCCAAAGCCCUGGCCAAGGACGCGACCACGCGCGUGGUGAUCGCGAACCGCAGCGCGCCGACCGCCGAGCUCCCGCCCAACAUCGAGUAUCGCAAGCUCGACCUGGGCGACCUGGCCAGCGUGGACGGGUUCGUCAAGACGUGGCCGCACGGCGCGAUCAACGCGGUAGCCUUCAACGCAGGCAUCAUGCCCAGCGGGGGGGUGACGCACACGCCCGCGGGCGUCGAGACGAGCUUCGCGAUCAACCACCUCGGCCACGCGGCCCUGUUCUUCGCGCUCAAGAACGCCAGCCUCCUCCAGCCGCACGCGCGCAUCGUCUUCACCAGCUCGGACCUGCACAACGACAGGAACCCCGCGCCGCUGUACCCUUUCUGGGAGAGCGCCGACGACGUCGCGCACGCGCGCAGCGCCAAGACGCAGAACGACGGCACGCGGUACUGUAAUUCCAAGCUUGCGAACGCGCUCUUCAGUCUCGCGCUGGCGCACCGCGUCGCGGAGAGCACGGACGAGAAGCAUAAGACGUGGGGCGUGAACACUUUCGACCCCGGCUUCGUGCCCGGCGGCGGGAGCCAGCUCGCACGGAACCAGCCGUUCAUCAUGCGCGCGCUCACAGACUACGUCGUGCCGUACUUCGCCUUCGUGUUCGACUGGGCGGGCAUCGAGACGUCCACGCCUCCGCGCAGCGGUGCCGGCCUGGCCGCGAUGCUGGUCAGCGACGCGUUCGCCGGCAAGUCGGGCGAGUACGUCCGCAUCGACCACGUCGUGGACCCGAGCACGCAGGCGUGCGACGUCAAGUUCCAGGACGAGCUGUGGGACUGGACUGUGGCGGAGCUUGGGCUGAGCGCGGGCGAGGCGGCGGUCUGAGGCGAGGCUGGUGGACUUGUACUGUUGGCUCAAGCAAUGUAUUCUGUACUCUUAA
Molecule: messenger RNA, 1121 nt
Organism: Vanrija pseudolonga
Lineage: Eukaryota; Fungi; Basidiomycota; Tremellomycetes; Trichosporonales; Trichosporonaceae
Gene: RDH11
Product: Retinol dehydrogenase 11
Exons: 2
Coding region: 134-1066 (310 amino acids)
Source: RefSeq, a predicted model, not a curated record